This is a messenger RNA of Cottoperca gobio, 2862 nucleotides long. It is a transcript of the gene colgalt2b, whose product is annotated as collagen beta(1-O)galactosyltransferase 2b. Lineage: Eukaryota; Metazoa; Chordata; Actinopteri; Perciformes; Bovichtidae. Bases 1 to 1848 code for a protein of 615 amino acids. Gene Ontology annotation, molecular function: procollagen galactosyltransferase activity. The record is from RefSeq and is a predicted model, not a curated record. The transcript has 12 exons.
AUGCGGGCGGUCGGGACCGUGGGAGUCGCUGUGCUGUGGGCGCUGCUGGCCGCUGUGGUGCCCGGCGGCGCGUCGGAGCUGGCGACGGUGGUGCAGGAGCCGUUCAGGGCCGAGUCUUCCCUGCUGAAGCCAAAGGUUAUGAUCGCCAUUGUGGCUCGUAACGCAGCGCACAGCCUGCCACAUUACCUGGGCUGCAUCGAGAAGCUGGAGUACCCGAAGGAGCGCAUAGCGAUCUGGGCAGCAACAGACCAUAAUGUGGACAACACCACUGCCAUGUUGAGAGAAUGGCUGAAAGGAGCCCAGCGUGACUACCACUAUGUGGAGUGGAGACCCAUGGAGGAGCCAAAGACCUACACAGAUGAGUGGGGUGCGAAGCACUGGCCUCCUUCAAGGUUCAACCAUGUGAUGAAGCUGAGGCAGGCGGCGCUGAAGUCUGCCAGGGAACGAUGGGCCGACUACAUACUAUUUGUCGACAGUGACAAUCUGUUGACGAACCCUCGUGUGCUGAACCUGCUGAUGGCCGAGAACUUGACGCUGGCUGCUCCGAUGUUGGAGUCUCGCUCUCUUUACUCCAACUUCUGGUGCGGCAUCACCCCGCAGGGUUACUACAAGCGCACCCCGGACUACCAGCCGAUCAGAGAGUGGAAGCGGCUCGGUUGUUUCGCCGUUCCCAUGGUGCACAGCACUUUCCUGUUAGACCUGCGUCGUGAAUCCAGCAAGGAUCUGACUUUCUACCCCCCUCACCCCGACUACAGCUGGGCAUUUGAUGACAUCAUGGUGUUUGCUUUCUCGGCUCGUCAAACAGGCGUGCAGAUGUACGUGUGUAACAAAGAACACUACGGUCUCCUGCCCGUGCCGCUCAAAGCACAGCAGAGUGUGGAAGAUGAGAGCGAGAGUUUUAUACACACCAUCACGGAGGCUUUGAUUGACCAUGACAUUGAUCCCUCUGAGCACCUGUACGCUCAGCCACCGCCGCAGGACACCAUGGGCUUUGAUGAGAUUUACCUGAUCAACCUGAAGCGUCGGCUGGACAGAAGAUCCAGGAUGUUGAAAACAAUGUCUUCGCUGGGUUUACACGCCACGCUGUCAGACGCAGUGGACGGCAAGGCUCUCAACUCGUCCCAGCUGCAGGCGCUAGGAAUAGAGAUGAUGCCGGGCUACAAGGACCCUUACUCUGGUCGAGUCCUGACCAGAGGGGAGAUCGGCUGCUUCCUCAGCCAUCACUCUAUAUGGACACAGGUGCUUGAGCGGGGCCUCAAGAAGGUUCUUCUUUUAGAGGACGAUGUGAGGUUUGAGCCCAGGUUCAAACGACGAAUCCUGUCCAUAAUGGAUGACAUAGACAAAACCCAGCUGGACUGGGACCUCAUCUACGUGGGGCGUAAGCGUAUGCAGGUGCAGCAGCCGGAGCAGUCCGUGGAUGGAGUGAACAACCUGGUGAAGGCCGACUACUCCUACUGGACGCUCGGCUAUGCGCUGUCACAGCAGGGAGCCAGGAAGCUACUCGCUGCCAAACCCUUGUCAAAGAUGCUGCCUGUCGACGAGUUCCUGCCCGUCAUGUUCAACAAACACCCUAACACUGCGUUCAUGUCUCACUUCGAGCUGCGGAACCUGAAGGCCUUCUCCGUGGAGCCGCUGCUCAUCUAUCCCACCCACUACACCGGAGAGCCGGGCUACAUCAGCGACACGGAGACCUCCACCAUAUGGGACGACGAAGCCGUGGCCACAGACUGGGACCGGCAGCACGCCCACAAGAUGGAGCAACAAGGCAGCAUCCGCCCCGUGGCGCAGAACAGCGUCACUGGAGACACGCCGCCUCCUGCAUCUCGAGCCUCGCGGGACGAACUGUGAUACAGAGACAUGAGACUCAGAGAGAAAGACUUGUGUUUACUAUUCCGUGUACACACACUUGAAAAGACACUUGAACUACAAGCUGACAUACUGUACACACACACACACAUACACGCACACACACACACGCACGCACACACACACACACACACACACACACACACACACACACACACACAGGUGGAUCAAAGCAGAGUGAAGAUGUGAAUCUCCUCUGCUGCUUGAUGAAGGGACACUGAGGAGAGGAAGAAGAGGAGAAUCUGGGACGAGGGCCAGCAGGCCUUUGACGAAAGCUUUAUUUAUUCCCCAUGUGCCUCCUCUGGGCAUGUGGAGACAGUUACGGCCCGAGAAAACUUAAGCAACACAUGGAAGACAGCUAACAUUAUUUGCAGCAUGUGAAUGAAAAAAAAACCGCACAAAUCAAUUUUUAUGUUUUUAAAGAAGAUUAUUGUUUUUUAAAAAGAACAAAUGUGUGUUUUGUUUUUUUUAAAAUGGACAGCCGAGGAAUAAAGGAAUCUUAAAGCUGUCUGAAAACAACUCUUAAGUGUGUGUGUGCGUGUGUGUGUGUGUGUGUGUGUGUGUGUGUGUGUGUGUGUAUAUACACGUUUUUACUAAACUGAACAUGCGUAGGAGGAGGGAGGCUGACAUACCGUACCCAAGAGUGUCACUGCCUCACACACACACACACACACACACACACACACACACACACACACACACACACACACACACACACACACAGUAAUGGAAGUUAUUAGGCUCAGUGUUUCUGUUAUUGCAGAUACCUCACUUGCACAGCGGGCUGGUCCUGCUAGCAUCGUCAGUCACACACUACACGCAGCCUGCAGGAUGUGUAAUAUGCAUUUGUGUCCACUUCAGACCUCUGCUAUCAGAAUUUAUAUGUGUUAACUAUUUUUGGAUAAACUGGAUUAUUGAAUUAUUCAUGUCCUCAACACAGGCUGCUCUUCGUCCAGUUGUGGUGCCGGGCUGAACCAAUAAAACAACUUCCCUGUU